AUGAAAAGUGUGUUCUUAUUAGUUCUUGCAUGCACAGCAUUUGCAACAUCAGAAACUGAAUAUAUUUAAUUGAUUCACAGAAUAGAUGCAACUCCAUUUGGAAGAACAUUGUUUGAUACCAUUUGGUUAUAGUUGGAGACCGGAGAUCCUUUGGAUAGAUUACUAAAUACUUUGUCUGAUUUGGAAGACAGAUAUUAGCAAGAGCAAAGAGAAGAUGAUGCAGAAAAUAGAGAAUUUUAGGACUCAUGCAAUGUUGAUAUAGCUGCAUAUGACAAAGAUAUAGCUAAUACAGAUUCUGAGAGAAUCUCUCUUGAAGCUAGAUUGGAAGGAGAUUUGUAUCCAAGAAGAGCAAUUAUUUCUGGAUUGGUUACAGCUAAAAAGGCAGAAGUUAAGGGAUAUCAAAAGGAAAUUGACGACUUAGAUGCUGAAAGAGCUGCUUAACACGCUGAUUUUGAGGAGAUUGCUGCUGAUCACAACACUGCCAUUGCCGUAUUGACUGAAGCCAGAAACAUCAUCAAGGCCAAUGUUGAAGCCACUUCCUCAUUAGUUCAAAAGAAACAAACUCAAUAAGCUAAAGAAAUGCCAAAAGAGCAUAUUUCCUUAUUAUAAAAGCACAUUAAGGAAUCCUAAAAGAAAUUGGCACACACUAAACACAUGCUUAGAUAUGUUCCCGUCCUGAAACUUUUGAGUCAAAUUACAAGCAAAGCCAAAUUUGAUGAUAGCACUAUUUAAAAAGUUGUAGAUCUAUUUGACAGAUUAAUCAAUGAAGUUAGCGAUUCUUUAAGUUUACAAAGAUUUGCAGAAGACAAAAGAGUUGAAGCAUACAAUAAAACAAGAAAGUUCUUGGUUAUUGCCUUGACUGUUGCAGGCAGCGAAUUAGCUAAUGCCGAAUCUGACUUUGCUAGUGUUUCAGAUAUUAUCAGACAAGUCGAAGCUUCAUUAGAAAAUACUAACUAAAGAUUAGAAUUACUUAAUGAAAGAAGAACUGAUAGAUGGACUCAAUGCGAAGAAGCAGCUAAAGACUAUGCCGAUGCAAGAUCAGCUAGAGAUGCUGAUAGAUAAGUUGUUUCAGAUACUAUUGGUUUGGUUAACAAAUCUCUUAGAACUCUUAGAGAAUAACUCGCUCUUAGACAAGCAGCAGGAGAUAAUAUUUGAUGAUUAUUCAUAUAAUAUCAAUAUAUCAUAAACUUAUAAUUAA
Molecule: messenger RNA, 1198 nt
Organism: Paramecium tetraurelia
Lineage: Eukaryota; Ciliophora; Oligohymenophorea; Peniculida; Parameciidae
Exons: 4
Source: RefSeq, a predicted model, not a curated record